Molecule: messenger RNA, 1259 nt
Organism: Erythranthe guttata (spotted monkey flower)
Lineage: Eukaryota; Viridiplantae; Streptophyta; Magnoliopsida; Lamiales; Phrymaceae
Product: transcription factor TGA2.3
Biological process (GO): regulation of DNA-templated transcription; DNA-templated transcription
Molecular function (GO): sequence-specific DNA binding; DNA-binding transcription factor activity
Source: RefSeq, a predicted model, not a curated record
AAUAAUAAUAAUAAUAUUGUUCCAGCUGCGUCUGCUAACAACUUGCCUUUUGGCGGACUCACCAACAUUUUGGGUUCAACUGAGAUAGCUUCAUCAAGUGUAGUGCUCUGUGACAACUUCGGAGACUCUGAUUUAGUGCCACGUCAUAGUAAUAAUAAACACACAGAUACCCAUUCCCCUGGAUUCAUUAAUAAAAGACUGGAAGCUGUAGAUUCUAUGGUGAAAAUUGGAGAGCAAAAGGCACAUUGCAGGCUGGCUCAGAAUCGAGAAGCUGCGAAGAAGUGCCGAAUGAGGAAAAAGGCGUAUGUUCAGCAGCUAGAGAGCAACCGGCAAAGGCUAACACAACUAGAGCACGAACUCGAAGUAACGCGGCAGCAGGGCAUCUUCGCUCCGUCUGGAUUUUCGCGAGAUCAUAUUCGUCAGUAUACAUGUGGAAAUAACGGGUCCGCGGCAUUCAAUGUUGAUUAUGAACACUGGCUAGAAGAACAUCAAUGUCUAAUUAACGAUCUAAGAUCGUCCGUAAAUUCUCAGUCGGGAGAUAACGAACUGCGUCUCGUUCUUGGAAGGGUAAUGUCACAUUACGAAGAAAUAUUUCAACUUAAGGGCACAUUUGCAAAAUCGAACAUAUUUCAUAUACUCUCCGGUAUGUGGAAAACCCCGGCCGAAAGAUUUCUCUUGUGGCUAGGCGGAUUUCGCUCGUCCGAUUUUCUCAAGGUACUUGGAAAUCAAAUAGAGGCGUUAACAGAUGAACAAAUGAUGGGGAUUUGCAAUUUACAGCAUUCUUCACAACAAGCUGAGGAUGCUUUGUCACAAGGAAUGGAAGCUUUACAACAAUCAAUUGUCGACACAAUUUCUUCGAAUUCGAUUUGCGAUCGCUAUGUCGAACAAAUGGCGAUUGCAAUGAGCAAGCUCGCGACGCUCGAGAAUUUUCUCCGUCAGGCGGAUCUUUUGAGACUGCAAACGUUGCAACAACUGCAGCGGAUCUUGACCCCACGGCAAGCGGCUUGUGCUCUUCUCGCCAUAAACGAUUACAAGUCGAGGCUUCGAGCUCUUAGUUCGUUAUGGUUAGCAAAACCCAAUUAGGAAAAUGAUUCGAUUCGUUAUUAUAUUUUAAUUUGUUCGAUUUUCCAUGCCUAUGUAGAAGUUGCUUGUGUAGAGAUCGAAAUGUUCGAUUUAUUACCAAUGUUUUUGUUAGCCAUUAGUAUCCAAGAGAUCAAUGUAUGUAGACGAACGCAGUUUGGUAAGAUUAAUCGUGAUUA